This is a messenger RNA of Melitaea cinxia (Glanville fritillary), 2218 nucleotides long. RefSeq names its product nucleolar complex protein 2 homolog (gene Noc2). NCBI's taxonomy places the organism in Eukaryota, Metazoa, Arthropoda, Insecta, Lepidoptera, Nymphalidae. Gene Ontology annotation, molecular function: histone binding; transcription corepressor activity. Gene Ontology annotation, biological process: ribosomal large subunit biogenesis; negative regulation of transcription by RNA polymerase II. The record is from RefSeq and is a predicted model, not a curated record. The transcript has 6 exons. The coding region runs from base 150 to 2195 and encodes 681 amino acids. Gene Ontology annotation, cellular component: Noc2p-Noc3p complex; nucleolus; Noc1p-Noc2p complex.
UGGGUUAUUUUUAAAAUUGUUGCACGUGCUCAAAGAGUACUUUGUAUAUCUAGGACAAAUUUAUUUAUAAAAUUUAUUUAUGAUUUUAUUAAAUUUCGUAAUUUACAUUUGAAAUAGUUAGUAUAUUUCCUAACACGAAUAAACCUACAAUGAAAAACAAAAAAUCGACGAAACCUACUAAAUCGCCCUCGGAAAUCGGAUCAGAUUCGGAAGAGGAGCUAUCGCCAGAGACGCAUAAGCAGUCACUGGAAAAGUUAAAGAAAAUCGAUCCAGAUUUUUACAAUUUCCUUGAAGAAAACGAUGAAAAUCUAUUAAACUUUGAAGCUGAUUCUGAUGAAGAUGCUUCAGUUAAUGAUGAACAUAAAGAUGAUAAAGUACACGUACCUGGACCCAUCACCGGCGACAGUGAUGAAAGUGACUUUGAAGACGAAAAUGCCAAAGUUGUGCAGGGUAAAGUUACCCUUAAAAUGGUAUCCCAGUGGCAGGCAGAAUUACAAAGGGAGGGUAAAAUAAAGUUAAAGUCUUUGACCACUGUUAUCAAAGUCUUUAAUGCUGCUAUGUUGAGAGUUACCAGUGAAGAUGGCACUUCAGAUGGAGAGUUUAAAGUUGAAGGUUCCUCUGUUUUCAAUGCUGUCAUACAAAUGUGUGUUCUGUAUCUACCUAGUGCAAUUAAAAAGUAUUUAGGUAUGGAACAGUCUGGUAAAGAUCCACAGAAAUGCAAACACUUCAUAAAAAUAAAGGGACCCUUGCUUGCUUACCUCAAAGAUUUAUUGAAACUACUUAGUGGUGUAACUUCCGACAAUAUUCUGACCGUACUUCUCAAACAUUUACAUCAAAUGUCAGUUUAUGUAGCCUGCUUUAACAGCAUAUCGAAACAGGCUCUAAAGAAGCUUAUCACAUUAUGGAGUAGUAGUGAAGAAACUGUGCGAGUCCUAGCAUUUUUAUGCAUUUUAAGAAUAACUAGAAACCAACAAGCAGCUCUUUUAGAUCUGGUUCUGAAGGCUAUGUAUUUAACUUAUGUUAAAAACUGCAAGUUCGUGAGCCCUUCAACUUGGCCAGGAAUUAAUUUCAUGAGGCGAUCAUUAGUUGAAAUGUUUACACUUGAUUUGAAUGUAUCAUAUCGUCAUGUCUUUUUAUAUAUAAGACAGCUUGCCAUACAUUUGCGUAAUGCCAUUGUAGUACAAAAAAUAGAAAAUAGACAGGCAGUGUACAAUUGGCAGUUUGUUAAUUCACUGCAUUUAUGGGCUGAUUUAAUAUCAGCUACAUCGAAUAAACCUCAAUUGCAACCUUUACUGUACCCACUGGUGAUGGUCAUAACAAACACAAUAAAGUUAGUGCCGACUCACCAAUACUACCCAUUGAGGUUCCACUGUGUUGAGAUACUCAUCAAUCUUUCAAAGGAAACAGAUACCUUUAUUCCCAUACUGCCGUUUAUAGUUGAGGUAUUAACAACAUACGAUUUUAACAAGAAGAAUAAGAAAGUGUCUAUGAAGCCCCUUGAUUUUUCAUGUAUUUUAAGAUUAGCAAAAUCUCAGCUAAUGGAAAAUGGGUUUAAAGACUCUGUGAUAGACAGAGUUUAUGGGCUUUUGUUGGAAUAUAUGGCAAGCAUAUCACACACCAUUGCAUUCCCAGACAUUUCACUAUUAGCUGUUAUACAGAUAAAGCAGUUUCUAAAGACAUGUUCAGUUUCAAAUUACACAAAAAGAUUACGUCAGUUACUGGAAAAAAUUGAAGAAAAUUCGAAAUUUAUAGAAAAAGAAAGAGCUCAAGUGAGCUUCGCAUUAAGUGACGAAAAAAUGGUAGCGGCGUGGGAAGCGAGAAUUAAAACAAAAGGUACUCCUUUGCUGACGUUCUUUGAAAGCUGGAACAAAGUAAACAAGAUACAAAAACGUAAAAGGAUUACCAAGAAUGAUGAAAUAGCUGGGGAGCUGCCCAUGAUCAAGAGGGCGAAAAUAGCUGAAAAAGAAGACAAAGCACCCAAACCUGAAAACAAAGGUCCAUUAGUUCUAUUCCCAUCUGAUAGUGAAGAUGAAGAGACCAAUUUCAAGUUAGACGAGGAAACAGAAAAACCGAAAAAAGCUAAAUUAAAAAAGAAAGCUAACAAAAAGAAAGAAAAAAAGAAAGAAACAAUAUCGGAAAUUAAUAUACCAGACAAAGAAGAUGUAGUACAGGAUUUCAGUGUCAGUGACUGGUGAAAAAUAAAUUUUUACUAUAUGUA